AUGGGAGGUUUCCCCAUCUGUUUACUCGGGAAAGGCCAGUUAGUUAAGCUAAAAAUCAUGAAAGGUGAAUUCGUUGAGCUGAAUACACUCCUGAAUAAGCAGGCAGAUUUUGACACACAAGAAAGUAGAGUUCUAUUCAUGAAUGGGCAGCUUACUUUAAAACCUACAAAUGCAACCAAAAUUACUAGUAUUGAUGCUUGGUUAGAUGCAUUUUUUAUAUAUAUGAGUAUUUAUUUGUCAUCACAUGUCGAUCAAACCCUCAGUCUCAUCAAAUACAUGGCCAAUGUCAAACUCGGUGCUAGCCGAGUUUCUGGGGGUUUAGGCUGGAGAGAAUAUGACCGACAAUUUCGUUUAAAAAGAGCGAAAGACAACAAUAUUUCAUGGGGGAAAAUUGAUCAAGAGUUAUGGUUACUUUAUAUUACCCCUAAUAGCAAUACUCAGUCUGUAUAUAAAAAUACUCUGAGCAACCCAAAAUUCUGUUAUGAAUACAACAACAAAGGUUUCUGCCGUGUUCAAAAUUGUCAAUAUCAGCAUCAAUGUCGCAAGUGUCAAAGCAAACAUCCUGCUAUUCAUUGUUCUGAUAAGCAAGUUGUACAUAAGUUACCAACAUCAAGAGCUUUUCAAGCGCCCCAGCCAAUCUCAUCAACUUUUCGCCAGUCAGGCAACAAAUAUCAAGCAAACUCCUUUCGUAAGAACAGGUUCAACUCCAGUUAAAGUUGACUUAGUGUGCCCAUAUUUAUCAGUAUAUCCAAACAAAUCUAUAGCUGAUGAAUUAAAGAACAGAUUUAGAUUUGGGUUUUACCUUCAUUAUGAGGGCCCUAGAAUUUCUACGACCUGCACA
Molecule: messenger RNA, 841 nt
Organism: Magallana angulata
Lineage: Eukaryota; Metazoa; Mollusca; Bivalvia; Ostreida; Ostreidae
Exons: 2
Coding region: 1-714 (237 amino acids)
Source: RefSeq, a predicted model, not a curated record